ACACAUGAAAGCAUCAAAGCCAGAAAGCAGUAAGCAAACCAAUAGCAAGAGAGAUACUGCGAGAGAAACAUUAGGAAUUGAGUGAGCAAACAUGGAGUACUCAUGGUUCCGUUUUAUGCUUCUUGCUGUCUGCCUCUUCCCUGCUUUGGUCGAGUGCAGGAUUCGGCAUUACAAGUUCAAUGUGGUGAUGAAAAAUACUACCAGGCUAUGCUCAAGCAAGCCGAUUGUUACCGUCAAUGGCCUGUUCCCAGGACCAACUCUGUAUGCCAGGGAAGACGAUACAGUUCUUGUGAAAGUUGUUAACCGUGUCAAAUAUAAUUUGUCUAUCCACUGGCAUGGCAUUAGGCAAUUAAGAACGGGCUGGGCUGAUGGACCAGCGAACAUUACGCAAUGCCCCAUUCAGACAGGGCAAAGUUAUGUCUACAAUUUCACAAUCACAGGCCAGAGAGGCACACUUCUUUGGCAUGCACAUAUUCUCUGGCUAAGAGCCACUGUCCACGGUGCCAUAGUUGUCUUGCCUAAGCUUGGUGUCCCCUACCCAUUCCCAGCUCCCCACAAGGAAGUGGUUGUUGUUUUAGCGGAAUGGUGGAAAUCAGAUACCGAAGCUGUGAUCAAUGAGGCUCUUAAAUCCGGAUUAGCACCAAAUGUCUCUGAUGCUCACACAAUUAAUGGGCAUCCAGGAGCUGUCUCAACUUGUUCUUCACAAGGCGGUUUCACUUUGCCAGUCCAAAGUGGCAAGACCUACAUGCUUCGGCUGAUCAAUGCUGCACUCAAUGAGGAGCUCUUCUUCAAAAUUGCAGGGCACAAGCUUACUCUUGUGGAAGUUGAUGCCACCUACGUUAAACCUUUCAAAACUAGUACAGUACUAAUUGCCCCAGGACAGACCACCAAUGUCCUCGUCACAACUAACAAAAAUACGGGCAAGUACUUGGUUGCAGCAUCCCCAUUCAUGGAUGCUCCAAUUGCAGUGGACAACAUGACUGCAACAGCUACUUUACACUAUUCAGGAGCACUUUCUAACUCCCCCACAACUCUCACCGUCCCACCUCCCAAGAAUGCCACUGCAAUUGCCAACCAAUUUACGAAUUCUCUACGCAGUCUAAACUCGAAAACGUUCCCUGCCAAAGUCCCAUUAACCGUUGAUCACAGCCUUUUCUUCACUGUUGGUCUAGGAAUUAACCCGUGUCCAACUUGCAAAGCUGGUAAUGGUAGCAGAGUUGUUGCUAGUAUCAACAAUGUCACAUUUGUCAUGCCUACCACUGCCCUGCUUCAAGCACAUUUCUUCAACAUCAGUGGUGUGUUCACCACUGAUUUUCCUGCAAAGCCACCGCAUGUUUUUAAUUACACAGGCACUCCACCCACAAAUUUACAGACCACAAGUGGAACAAAAGCAUAUAGGUUGCCCUACAACUCGACAGUCCAACUUGUUAUGCAAGAUACUGGGAUCAUAUCCCCUGAGAACCAUCCAAUCCAUUUACAUGGAUUCAAUUUCUUUGCUGUCGGUGGGGGAGUAGGGAAUUACAAUCCGAAGACCGAUCCUAAGAAAUUCAACCUUGUUGACCCUGUUGAACGGAACACAAUUGGAGUACCUUCUGGUGGAUGGGUUGCCAUAAGAUUUCGUGCCGAUAAUCCUGGAGUUUGGUUCAUGCAUUGCCAUCUCGAGGUCCACACUACAUGGGGACUUAAGAUGGCAUUCUUGGUGGACAAUGGAAAAGGCCCUAAUGAGUCACUUCUGCCGCCUCCAAGCGAUCUUCCAAAAUGUUAAACCAGCUGAAGAAAUUAAUUUACUUAAAGGGAUAGAAGCAGUAGCGGAUCAGAACAGUGGUCCGAGCCGAAAGAUCCUAUGCGCGAAAGGAGAGGAGUAAAAUAUAUAUAUAUAAACACACACACAUAUAAAAAAGAAAAGUUGAGAGUUAAAAGAUCCAAUUUGUUUCUUGAGUAUUUUGAAAUAUUUGCUCAAGCGAGUUUGAAUAAAAUUUUAUGAGCGAUACAGUUGUGGAAA
Populus euphratica (Euphrates poplar) is the source of this 2002-nucleotide messenger RNA. RefSeq names its product laccase-4-like. Gene Ontology annotation, cellular component: apoplast. Gene Ontology annotation, molecular function: hydroquinone:oxygen oxidoreductase activity; copper ion binding. The record is from RefSeq and is a predicted model, not a curated record. Gene Ontology annotation, biological process: lignin catabolic process. The transcript is spliced from 6 exons. Bases 92 to 1765 code for a protein of 557 amino acids. Lineage: Eukaryota; Viridiplantae; Streptophyta; Magnoliopsida; Malpighiales; Salicaceae.